AUGGCAGAAACUGGCCAAUUGACAGAUGAUGCAAGUUUAAGGGAUAUGCAGAUUGCUGCUAUUCUCAAGAUGCUGUUUCUCAACAAGGACACAGCGGACACCAAUUUAGAAGACACUUUUAAUGAUGAAGAGUUACAAUGGAAGGUUUUAAUAUUGGACUUGAAGAGUACUGCCAUUAUUUCAUCUGUGCUAAGAGUUAACGAUUUGUUGAAAGCCGGCGUCACUGUACAUUCUUUGAUUAAUCAAACAAGGGCAUCUCUACCAGAUGUCCCAGCCGUUUACUUUGUUACUCCUACUCAAGAAAAUAUUGAUAAAAUUGUACAAGAUUUAAAAGAGGAUAAAUAUUCAGACUUUUACGUGAAUUUCACCUCUAUUUUGACUAGAGACCUUUUAGAGGAUUUUGCCAAACAGGUAUCCGUUACCGGUAAAGCUGAUAGAAUUAAACAAGUGUUUGAUCAAUAUCUAGAUUUUGUCGUUACAGAACCAGAACUAUUUUCAUUAGAAUUACCUCAUGCCUAUUCACUUCUGAACAACCCAACAUCUACAGAAGAAAUGAUUACCUCCUCCUGUGAUCAUAUAGCAGAUGGGCUUUUCAAUGCCGUAAUGACCACCGGAUCUGUCCCUAUUAUUAGGGCUCCUAGAGGAGGAGCAGCAGAAAUAGUUGCUGAGAAACUAGGUGGCAAGCUACGUGACUACGUCAUAAACACCAGGUCUUCAGAUCCAUCAGGAUUGGAUUCAGAUUCUUUGGAGAGAUGCGUUUUAGUGAUAUUGGAUAGAAGCAUCGAUUUUACUUGCAUGUUUGCCCACUCAUGGAUUUACCAAUGUAUGGUGUUCGACGUUUUCAAAUUAGCAAGGAAUACAAUCACCAUACCUGUGAAAGGUGAAGAGGGACAAGAAACGCAGAAAAAAUAUGAUAUCGAACCAGAUGAUUUCUUUUGGAAUGGUAACUCUCACCUACCAUUUCCAGAGGCAGCAGAAAAUGUGGAAUCAGCUCUAUCAGCCUAUAAAGAGGAAGCCUCUGAAAUUACAAGGAGAACUGGUGUAACCAAUUUGAAUGAUUUAGACCCAAAUUCCAACAGUGAUACAGUACAAAUGCAAGAAGUUGUGAAAAAACUGCCACAAUUAACCUCAAGGAAAAACAUCAUCGACAUUCACAUGAACAUUUUUGCCGCUCUGCUUUCUCAGCUAGAAAGUAAAUCUCUAGAUACUUUCUUCGAAGUGGAACAGGAUCCUGACAACACCAAGGCAAGAAGUAGGUUCGCGGAAAUUCUUAAGGAUGGUAAAAACAAUAAUUUGGAGGACAAAUUGAGAACGUUUGUUGUACUCUAUCUAACUUCUGAAAAUGGCUUACCAAAGGACUUUGUCAAAGAAGUCGAGAAGUAUUUCCAAGAUCAUGAAUAUGACAUUAGUGCAUUGAAAUACGUUUACAAAUUAAGGGAUCUCAUGCAAUUAUCCAAUAAAACUUUACAAAACAAAUCGCUGGAAGACGGUAGCAAUAAACUAUCUACCGGUAAUAACUUAUCUCUAUCAGGUCUUUAUGGUCUUACCGAAGGAAGAUUACACGGUGGUGUGGGCAGUUUAAUAUCGGGAAUUAAAAAAUUGUUGCCAGAAAAGAAGACCAUCCCCAUUACCAACGUCGUAGAAGCAAUUAUGGAUCCGUUGAAUAGUUCUCAGAAAAAUCUGGAAACUACUGAUGCCUACUUGUAUUUUGAUCCACGUAUUACAAGAGGUUCUCACACCAGAAAGCCAAAGAGACAAUCAUACAACAAAUCUCUCGUUUUCGUCAUUGGUGGUGGUAACUAUCUAGAGUAUCAGAAUUUACAAGAAUGGGCACACUCUCAACUGCAUAAUCCUAAAAAAUUGGUGUAUGGUAGCACGGAUAUCGUAAAUCCUGGUGAUUUCCUCAAGGAAAUCGCAGAAUUGGGCUCUUCCUCUAAUUAA
This is a messenger RNA of Zygosaccharomyces rouxii, 1941 nucleotides long. It is a transcript of the gene SLY1, whose product is annotated as syntaxin-binding protein. The record is from RefSeq and is a predicted model, not a curated record. Gene Ontology annotation, molecular function: syntaxin binding. Lineage: Eukaryota; Fungi; Ascomycota; Saccharomycetes; Saccharomycetales; Saccharomycetaceae. Gene Ontology annotation, biological process: endoplasmic reticulum to Golgi vesicle-mediated transport; intracellular protein transport. Bases 1 to 1941 code for a protein of 646 amino acids. Gene Ontology annotation, cellular component: Golgi membrane; cytosol. The transcript has a single exon.